Molecule: messenger RNA, 2192 nt
Organism: Closterium sp. NIES-67
Lineage: Eukaryota; Viridiplantae; Streptophyta; Zygnematophyceae; Desmidiales; Closteriaceae
Source: the annotation of a GenBank genome assembly
UGUGGAGCUGCGCCACCACCACCACCACCACAGCACGAAUCGAACCACCCUGAACUGAAAUAGCUUCACCGUUGAGCAACGGGAGUGUGCCAUUCCCCAAACAUUCGACUGCCUGCGAUUGACAUUUUUCGCCUCGCCACACUUGGGCUCUCCGUAUUGCGCGCUUCCAAUAAACGAUAUUCCGAUUCCUCCUCAGUACAACACUCCGCUAUUGUCCCACUUCCGUCGAACCGCUUUCUCCGCCAGAAAGAGCGGCUGAAACGACGACCGUAGAAUUAGGCGCCUAAGAAGUCCUCUCGUCGCGUGUUCUGCAGAACGUGGUGCUUGCGCCUUCCAGGAGGGCUUUCCGACCUCCCCAAGGGUAGUCUAGUCUUCUCCUUAGCUUAGAGCAGUUUUCACCCGCUAGAGCGAACGCGAUGGUGGUGCCGCUGUUGCCCAUCGCCUUGAGUCAGCUGCUGCUGCUCCUGCUGCUCUCCUCCUCGCACAACGCGCUGCACGCUGCUGCUGCGCCGACCUUCCACCCAUCGCAAGGCUCCGUGCUGAGCGCGCUGAAGUCCGCGUGCGGGCUGACCUACACGGCAUGGGCGGAGGGCGCCGACUGCGCCAAUGCACGGGGGCUAACGUGCGACGCCAGCGGAAUGGUGCAGAGCAUGUCUCUGUGGAAUAGGGGCAUGGAGUGUGUCCUUCCCCCUUACAUCAGCAACCUCACUGCCCUCACGUACCUCAACCUGAGCAGCAACACUCUGAUUGGCCACCUGCCUUCCUCCAUCGGCAAUCUGCGCAAGCUCAAGUACCUAGAUCUGAGUGUGAACAGGAUAACCGGCAGCAUACCAGCAGAGAUUGGCGACCUCUCCAGCCUUCUCUCCUUUGACAUGCGAUACAAUCAACUAUCCGGCUUGAUCCCCACCACCUUGGGCCUCCUCUCCAAUCUGACUUACCUCGACCUGGGGUCCACACGUGAGUCGCAGUCCAGCAGCGCCAUGGUCAACCAGCUCUCUGGACCCCUCCCUCCCAACCUCGGCACUCUCCGCAACCUCUCCUUUCUCGGGCUGAGUUCCAAUGUGCUCAACGGCUCCAUACCAGCCAGCCUCGGCAGUCUUGCGAGCCUCACAUACCUAGACCUGAGCAACAACCAGCUGAAUGGCUCCAUCCCAGCGGCUAUCGGGCGAAUGCGCAGCCUGAAAGUAGUUGACCUGAGCUACAACUUCCUCUCUGGCCCCAUUCCCUCGUCCUUUGGACUGCUCUCCAAUGUCUCCUUUCUCAAGCUCGCUUCCAAUGCUCUCAACGGCUCCCUGCCCCCGCCCCUCUUCAACUUGACACGCCUAGUGCAUCUGGACGUGGGUUCGGUGCGGAAACUGUACUACGAUGCGAGUCAGAAGAACCAGAUACAGGGGCCUCUGCCCGACACCAUUGGCAACCUCACUGCACUCACUGCAUUCGGCAUGAGCAACAACCUUCUCUCGGGCGCCAUCCCUUCCUCCAUCGGCAGACUGCUCUCCCUCGUCUACCUCGACCUGCACAACAACAUGUUCAAUGGGUCCAUUCCCGACACCAUCGGCAACCUCGUGAAGCUCAAAACGCUCUUUCUGGGUGGCAACGAGCUGUCUGGCUCGCUCCCCGCAUCCAUAGGCAAUCUCACCAACCUGCAAGUCCUUGCGCUGCGCAGCAACGACCUCGGCGGCUCGCUCCCCAGCUCCAUCGGCAGCCUUGGAAGCCUUGAGGAGCUGGAGCUGCGCAACAACAGCAUACAAGGCCCCUUGCCUCCCACUCUAGGCAACCUGAUCACCCUCUACUCUAUGGGCAUGGACAAGGCAGUCCAGUGUCCCAACACAGACAAGUGCGAUGUGAAGCAGUAUCUUGGAUCGGAGUUCUGCGAUCGGUGCAUGAAAUUCUGCACAAUUUGCCCACAGUACUCUAAUGAAGGGAGCCAGCUUCAAGCAUUUCUUCUGUUCACAGGCACACUAGUUCUUACACUUUUCCUAAUGUUAUUGUAAUCGCCGGUGGAUUGUUGAGGCUGGUUACAGAUUCGCACAUGGUUUGUGGCAUCAAAAUUCUCGCAGAAAGUGAUUAGGUUCGGUAGUCGUCCCGUGUGGGCUGAAUAAUUUAGUACUUUGGCCUACCACAGGCCCUUUCGAGCCCAGUACAUGUGGUUUUGUCUUAAUAGCAUGAUUUAACAAAAAAAGAUAGGGCUC